Messenger RNA from Eucalyptus grandis, 2306 nucleotides. RefSeq names its product magnesium/proton exchanger-like. Gene Ontology annotation, cellular component: membrane. NCBI's taxonomy places the organism in Eukaryota, Viridiplantae, Streptophyta, Magnoliopsida, Myrtales, Myrtaceae. The record is from RefSeq and is a predicted model, not a curated record. The coding region runs from base 170 to 1765 and encodes 531 amino acids. The transcript is spliced from 10 exons. Gene Ontology annotation, biological process: metal ion transport; transmembrane transport.
GCUCAAUGCGUCGUCUCUCCACGCCGUCUGAAACUCCCCGUCCCUCUUCUCCGCUCUCUGCCGCUCCUCUCCGCUUCGUUUCGCCGCUUCACCCGGCGAUUUUCCUCGCGAGAUGUGAACUUUGACAUAUACACCCACACUGUUGAUCUGUACCUUGGGCUUGAUAAAUAUGAACUCAGUUCAUAAGCCACCGAGUAAUAGCACACUCGGUGUUUCCAGCAUUUUGGGCCAUGAAGUAUGUGAGAGCUACUUGCUUUUUCCUGGUGAAACAGCCCUUGGAGAUGCCUUGCGAACCUUCCUCUAUUUCCUUGGUCUUGCUUACUGCUUUAUUGGAUUAUCUGCUAUCACUGAAAGGUUUUUCCGUUCUAUGGAGAAUGUUGUGAAGCAGACUCGUGAGGUGGUAGAGAUAGAUCCUCAUACAAAUUCAACGGUAGUUAGACGAGAAAAGGUCUGGAAUUACACUAUUGCAGACAUUACUCUACUGGCAUUCGGAACUAGCUUCCCUCAAAUAUCUUUAGCUACAAUUGAUGCUCUAAAAAACUUGGGGGACCUCUAUGCUGGAGGUUUGGGUCCUGGAACGCUUGUAGGCUCUGCUGCAUUCGACCUAUUUCCUAUUCAUGCUGUCUGUGUCGUGGUUCCUAAAGCUGGUGAAUUGAAAAAGAUAUCUGAUCUUGGCGUAUGGCUAGUGGAGCUCUUUUGGUCUUUCUGGGCUUAUUUUUGGCUGUACAUAAUUUUGAAGGUUUGGACUCCUGACAUUGUGACACUUUGGGAGGCACUUUUAACUGUGUUACAGUUCGGGGUACUACUGGUACAUGCAUAUGCUCAAGACAAGCGCUGGCCCUACUUAUCUCUUCCUUUAACAAGGGGCGAGAGGCCAGAGGACUGGGUACCAGAAGAGGCUACUUCAUAUAAACAUGUGGACAAUGUUGAUGAUGAGCACUCCAGGAUAAUUCAAAUUGAUGAAAAUUUUGAAAGGGGUAUUGUGGACAUCUUUUCCAUCCAUUCAGGAAGCAGAACAGGUCCAAUGUAUCACAACGUACCUGCCAGUGAUUUAGCUGAAUCCUCUAAUGAACUUCAUGCGCUUUCACUUUGGAAGGAACAGUUUGUUGAUGCACUGAUGUUAGAGAGUGCUCAGACAAAGAAGUUGGGCAACAUAUAUGUGCGGGCUUUGCAAAUGUUGUGGCGGUUACUUCUUGCACCUUGGAGGGUUAUGUUUGCUUUAGUUCCUCCGUGCCAAAUUGCUCAUGGUUGGAUUGCUUUCGUUUGCUGUUUAACCUUUAUCAGUGGAAUAGCUUAUGUGGUGACCAAACUCACAGAUCUAAUUAGCUGCGUGACAGGGAUAAAUGCUUAUGUCAUAGCAUUUACGGCGCUGGCUAGUGGAACAUCAUGGCCAGACUUAGUUGCCAGUAAGAUUGCUGCCGAAAGGCAGACGACAGCUGACUCUGCCAUUGCAAACAUCACUUGCAGUAAUUCAGUGAACAUAUAUGUGGGCAUAGGAGUCCCGUGGCUAAUUGACACCGCAUACAACUUCAUUGCAUAUCGGGAACCUUUGAGGGUCCAAAAUGCAGCCGGACUUAGCUUCUCGUUGAUCGUGUUCUUUGCUACAUCUGUGGGGUGUAUAUCAGUUCUCGUGCUUCGGCGUCUCACGUUGGGUGCGGAAUUGGGGGGGCCAAAGCCUUGGGCUUGGUUAACCAGCAUUUUUUUCAUGUUGCUCUGGAUCAUCUUUGUGACGCUUUCCUCUCUCAAAGUUUCUGGCAUCAUAUAGGAAGGAUUUAUUCAGAUGACGUCUAGUACUCAAAGGCCCAGACACCGCAGGCGAUCGAACCUUGGAUUUCAUUCUGGCCCUCACAACCCGUCACCAUCGGGUGGUUUGCCCUGGGCCUCGGACAUGGACACUUCCAUUGUUGAGGCAGAUCCUCAAAAGCCUUCUCCUAUCGCAGGUAUUCUCGAGUCAGAUUUCUUAUAUAGAGAUGUACCAAAUUGGCAUGGGGAUGAGCUACAUUUGAUGAAGAAGAAGAAGCAUAUACUGAUAUUUAUUAGAAAUAUCUUUACAUGCCAAGCAUUAAGAGCAGAUACAUUCAACUUUUUUUUUCCUGUUUUUCCCCCAAAGUUCCAUGUAUUGAAAGAAUCCCAUGCUUGUUGCUAUGUCAUUCGAUGUACGAAGUCUCGAGUGCCAAAUGUUAUGUGCAUGCCUGCCGGCCUAUUAUUGCCGGCACCACUUGCUCCAGCCUUUAAAAAGGAUGUGUGUUGUGAGAUUAAUGGUAUAGCACAUGCACAUUUAGAAACGUGCAGAUAAAUGAAAAUGA